UCCUUUGCCUUAACAAAAUCUCACUUUCAUUUCAUAUACUCUCCUUUCUCCUUAUUUUCUACCCAAAAUCCAUAACAAUGCCUUUAGGCAGGUCUCGUACAAGUAAGCGUACCUCAUCAUCUUCAUCUUCUUCCUCCUACACAUCAACCAUUACUACUAUAGCAUUUAUAGCAGUUUGUGUUAUAGGCGUAUGGAUGGUCACCUCAAACGCCGUAGUUCCAACACCACAAACCCCCACCCGCACCGGCAAAGUCACCCCGGUGUCAGCCAUUGUGGUUGUGGAGGAUAAUGACGUUUCUUCUUCUCGUGAGAAUCAAAAUAAUGAAAGCAGUAGUAAUAAAAAAGAAGAUCAACCUGUUUAUGAAGAUAAUCCAGGGGAUCUUCCUGCUGAUGCUAUAAAAUCUGAUGAUGAUCCUAAAACCAGUAGUGAUCAGCCGAGCAGUAAUGGAAAACAAGAAUCUGGUGGUGAAGAGAAUUCACAGGAUUUGAAAGGGAAAAGGUCUAGUGAAGACCAAGAGAAGCAGAGAGAAAGAAAGACUAAGGUAUCUGAGGAGAGUACAUUAACUCAGAGACAACAAGUUGAUCAAAAUAGCCAAGAAAAUUCUGAAGCUGAGCAAGGAAGUAGCAAUGGAAAUCAAGAACAAAGCAAUAUAACAACUGAAACUGGUGAAAAAUCACAACAAGAACAAGAACAACAGCAAGAAAAUGUUGAGAAGAGCACUAAAACUUCACAGGAACCUCUGAAUCAAGAAUCACACAUCCAAGAAUCACAACAACAAGAAGAAUCACAAAAUACUAAAUCAUAUGAAGAGCAACAACAGCAACAACAAGAAGAAUCACAAAAUACAAAUCAUAUGAAGAGCAACAACAAUACUAAAUCAUAUGAAGAGCAACAACAACAGCAACUACAAGAAGAUGCAGGAAUCCAAAUUGUCACUUCUAGAGGAUCUCAAAAUGAUGCAUCGGAAGAAGAUCAACAACAACAACAACAACAACAACAACAACAAAAGCCAAAAGAAAAGCAACAAAAACAAUAUGGAGAUAAAAAAUCUGAAAAAGCCAUAGAGAAGACGAAAACUCAACAACACACAACAGUGGAAGAUAAGUCACCAACUGAGACGAACUCAGCUGAAGCUUCAAUUCUUGGGGGUGGGGCUUCUGCAGGAAUACCCAAAGAAUCCAAGGAGUCGAAGAAUUCUUGGUCUACUCAAGCAACUGAAUCAGAAAACCAGAAAGAGAGACGAAAAGAAGAAUUGGGUAAAGAUAAUAUAUAUGGAUAUAUAUGGCAGCUUUGUAAUGUAACAACAGGUGCUGAUUAUAUACCUUGUUUGGACAAUGACAAACAACUAAAGAAGUUAAGGAGUACAAGACAUUUUGAGCAUAGAGAGAGACAUUGUCCUGAAGAAGGACCUACUUGUUUGGUUCCAAUUCCUGAAGGAUAUAAAAAAUCUAUUCCAUGGCCUGCAAGCAGAGAUAAGAUAUGGUAUAAUAAUGUACCUCAUACUAAGUUGGCAGAGGUGAAAGGACAUCAAAAUUGGGUUAAGGUGACAGGUGAGUUCUUGACCUUCCCAGGUGGUGGCACUCAGUUCAUACAUGGAGCUCUCCACUACAUUGACUUUCUCCAACAGGCAGUGCCAAAUAUUGAAUGGGGAAAGCAUACUAGAGUGGUUUUAGAUGUUGGGUGUGGAGUUGCAAGCUUUGGUGGUUACCUAUUUGACAAGGAUGUUCUUACAAUGUCCUUUGCACCAAAAGAUGAACAUGAAGCUCAAGUUCAGUUUGCUCUUGAAAGAGGAAUUCCUGCUAUUUCUGCCGUUAUGGGUUCUCAACGCCUUCCAUUUCCAAGCAGAGUCUUUGAUCUUCUGCAUUGUGCACGUUGUCGAGUGCCUUGGCACGCAGAUGAUGGUAUGCUACUUCUGGAAUUGAAUCGUAUCCUGAGACCUGGAGGAUAUUUUGUUUGGUCUGCAACUCCAGUGUAUCAAAAGCUUCCAGAAGAUGUGGCGAUAUGGCAAGCAAUGUCUGCAUUGACUAGAUCAAUGUGUUGGGAGCGUAUAACAAUCAAAAAGGACAAACUCAAUUCAAUUGCUGCUGCCAUAUACCGGAAACCUACGACUAAUGAUUGCUAUAAUCAAAGGAAGAAAAACAAUCCUCCCAUGUGUAAGAGUGAUGAUGAUCCAAACGCUGCCUGGUAUGUACCUCUGCAAGCGUGCAUGCAUCAGGUACCGGUUGACAGCAGCGAAAGAGGGACUCGAUGGCCGGAAAAUUGGCCAAAGAGGGUACAUGCACCUCCUUACUGGUUAAAUAGUUCUCAAAUGGGAAUCUAUGGCAAACCAGCUCCUCAAGAUUUUGCCACAGAUUAUGAACAUUGGAAACAUGUAGUGCGCAAGUCAUACAUGAAGGGUUUAGGUAUAAGUUGGUCCAAUGUGAGAAAUAUAAUGGACAUGAGAGCUGUUUAUGGAGGGUUUGCAGCUGCUCUUAUGGACCUUAAGGUAUGGGUUCUAAAUGUGGUGAACAUAGAUUCUCCAGAUACACUUCCUAUAAUAUAUGAGAGAGGCCUUUUUGGUAUAUACCAUGACUGGUGUGAAUCCUUCAGUACUUACCCAAGAAGUUACGAUCUCCUACAUGCUGAUCAUCUCUUCUCCAAACUAAAGAAAAGAUGCAAACUUGCUUCGGUAAUGGCAGAAGUUGAUAGGAUAGUGAGACCUGGAGGUAAAUUGAUAGUUCGUGAUGAGUCGAGUGCAAUCGGGGAGGUCGAGAACUUGUUAAAGUCUCUCAAAUGGGAGGUUUAUCUAACCUACUCCAAAGACCAAGAAGGUCUGCUCAGUGCACAGAAAGGUGAAUGGCGGCCACAAAUAUAUGCAGCUUCUUCUUUAUAGUAUAGACAACAGUUUUGGCCACUAAUCUUCCAAAAAUGCUUGUAGACCUGUUCUGCUGACUUUCUUUGCCACUGUUCUUCCUUUGGGAUGCAAAACUUUUUGCUUAAAUGAAAAAAGGCAAGCAAAUGUAUUUAUUGUGUAAAACUAUGGUGAUAUAGUCAAUGAAUAGUGCUAAGAUUGGGAAUUGGCAUGCUCUACUUUCUGUCAUAGAAAUAAAGUUCCAAUGCAACAAAUUUAAUCAGAUGGUGACAGACUAUA
Molecule: messenger RNA, 3131 nt
Organism: Jatropha curcas
Lineage: Eukaryota; Viridiplantae; Streptophyta; Magnoliopsida; Malpighiales; Euphorbiaceae
Product: S-adenosyl-L-methionine-dependent methyltransferases superfamily protein
Cellular component (GO): endosome; cytoplasm; trans-Golgi network
Molecular function (GO): methyltransferase activity
Source: RefSeq, a predicted model, not a curated record